Culex pipiens pallens (northern house mosquito) is the source of this 1670-nucleotide messenger RNA. It is a transcript of the gene alpha-PheRS, whose product is annotated as phenylalanine--tRNA ligase alpha subunit. Gene Ontology annotation, cellular component: cytoplasm; phenylalanine-tRNA ligase complex; cytosol. The transcript is spliced from 2 exons. The record is from RefSeq and is a predicted model, not a curated record. Gene Ontology annotation, biological process: phenylalanyl-tRNA aminoacylation. The coding region runs from base 114 to 1604 and encodes 496 amino acids. NCBI's taxonomy places the organism in Eukaryota, Metazoa, Arthropoda, Insecta, Diptera, Culicidae. Gene Ontology annotation, molecular function: phenylalanine-tRNA ligase activity; ATP binding; tRNA binding.
UCUCUCUCUGAAAUCUCGCUAUUCCUCGCCGGGUUGUGUGCUUUUCGUGCGCUGCGUGAUUUCAUUUUUCGACGAAUUCAUUCCACCUCCGGAACGGCACGGAACCGGCCACCAUGCAAGACCUAACGGAGCGCAUCCUGCAGUACAUCGACCAGCACGGCACGGUCGACACGCUGGACCUGGUGCCGGUGUUUGGGCUGGACCACCAGAAGAUUGUGGGCGGCGUGAAGAGCAUCGAGUCGACGGUCGAGGGCGUGAUCCGGACGGAGCAGGCCACGCGCAAGUGCUGGGAGCUCACCGAGGAGGGAAAGGUGAUCCUGGAGAAGGGUAGUCAUGAGGCGGCGAUUUUCCGGGCGGUUCCGGCUGAAGGGAUUGCGCAGGCGGAGCUGAUGAAGAGCUCGCCGAACGCGAAGGUUGGCUUCAGCAAGGCCAUGUCCAACGGGUGGAUUCUGAUGGAUAAGAGCGGGGGAGCGCCGUUGAUCAAGCGGAAGGUUGAGGCGAUCGAGGACGCGGUUCAGGGACAUGUUAAGGCGGUGGCGGAGGGUCGCGACGGGGAAGUUCCGGAUGGGGUCAAGGCGGAGUACAAAAAGCGCAAGAUUCUGACCGAGGUGGUCACAAAGAGCUUUGUGCUGUCGAAGGGAGCGGACUUUUCGACCAGUUUGAAGAAGCUUGAGACGGAUUUGACGGUGGAGAUGCUGGCCUCGGGGAUCUGGAAGGACCUUAAGUUCAAGCCGUACAACUUUGAAGCGUUGGGCGUUCCGCCGGAGCGGGGUCACAUGCAUCCGUUGAUGAAGGUUCGGACCGAGUUCCGGCAGAUCUUCCUCGAGAUGGGUUUCUCCGAGAUGCCAACGAACAACUUUGUCGAGUCCAGUUUCUGGAACUUUGACGCGCUGUACGUCCCCCAGCAGCAUCCGGCUCGGGACCAGCAAGAUACGUUCUUUGUGUCGCAUCCGCGGCUCAGCAACAAGUUCCCCGUAGCACUGCUGGAUGCCGUCAAGCAGUCGCAUGAAUCCGGCACGGACGGUUCGAUUGGCUAUCGGUACGACUGGAAGCUGGAGGAGGCCCAAAAGAACGUGCUGCGGACGCACACGACCGGCGUGAGCGCGCGGAUGUUGUACAAGGUUGCCCACCAACCCGGUGGCUUCAAACCGGUCAAGUACUUCAGCAUCGACAAGGUGUUCCGAAACGAAACGCUGGACGCGACCCAUCUGGCCGAAUUCCACCAGGUCGAGGGCGUCGUAGCCGAUUACGGGCUCACCCUAGGCGAUCUCAUCGGAACGUUCAAUGCGUUCUUCAACAAGCUGGGCAUCACCGAGCUGGAGUACAAACCGACCUUCAAUCCGUACACGGAACCUUCGAUGGAGAUCUUCUGCUUCCACCCGGGCCUGAAGCGAUGGAUCGAGGUCGGAAAUUCGGGCGUGUUCCGGCCGGAGAUGCUGCGGCCGUUGGGCGUCCCUGAGGGCGUGAACAUUAUCGCGUGGGGCCUGUCGCUGGAGCGGCCCACGAUGAUCAAGUACGGCAUCAACAACAUCCGCGAUCUCAUUGGACCGAAGGUGGACCUGAGGAUGGUGCAGGACGGACCGAUCUGCCGGAUGAACCAGUAAGUGACACUUCUUUUUGCUUUGUUUUCAUCGAACAAGAAUAUGGUGCAUUUUAUGCUUUGGAAAUUA